Peronospora farinosa is the source of this 2421-nucleotide messenger RNA. NCBI's taxonomy places the organism in Eukaryota, Oomycota, Peronosporomycetes, Peronosporales, Peronosporaceae. The record is from the annotation of a GenBank genome assembly.
AUGACCCUGACGCCACUACCUCCUGAAUGGCUCGUACGUAUAUCUCGCUCGAAAGGUAAAAUCUACUAUUAUCAUCCUUCCACGAAUAAAACACAGUGGUCCCGUCCAAUGAUCAACGAUGUGAUUGCAACGGCAACGCAGAACGAAAUCACAGCACCCUUUCAAGAGAAGAAGACGGUCGAGGGAAGGAACAAGCGUUUUAAACUCGAUCAAUUGGAAUCUUUCGUGUCUGUGGCUGUAGAGAAACAAGAAGAAAAAGACGUGCUGGAGGCUUUAAUUGUCGCGUCGAUGCGUGUUGGAGGCAGCUCCGUGACUCAUGGAACCAAGAGAGUGAUGGUGUUUACCCCGUGGUCGCAUCAAUUGACAGCAGUGACGAACGUUGUGAGAUCGAUUCAAAAACGGACAAUUGAGGACCUUCAAGUGUCUACAGAGACAGAGAGAUAUUUAUUGCAACAUAGUACAGGUGCAGGUAAAACACUGACAAUUGCAGCAUUGACCCAUCAGCUGCUGUAUGUGAAGGACGCUCGGUCCGUGCAGUUCCACACCGUUGUGGUCAUGCUAGAUCGAGUCAAGCUGAACGAACAGGUGGGAAAUGUAGUAGAGAACUAUUUGAAACGGAAUGGUAUGGACGAAGUGUUUCGAGCUGAGAGCAUCGAGCACUUGGCCAAGUUGCUGGAUGUCACGACAUGCACGCAGCAGCAGAGUCCACAAAGAGUGAUCAUCACAACAACACACAAGAUGGGGCUGCUAGUGAGAGAUGAUGUUCUGCUGACGAGAUUACUGCAUCGUAGCUCGAGAAAAGCUGGCAACAAUGAAGAGGAGGACGAAAGUGAAGACGAUAAGUUCCAACGGGUAGCGAUCAUCGCAGAUGAAGCACACCGGUCGCACACGUCUUCUACACGUGACGCUAUCGAAAAAGUUGUGAAAGCAGGAAAAGGCAGCCAUGCCCAGCUUACGUUUAUUGGCUUUACAGCAACACCAAACACUGACGCACUCGAGCUGUUUGGUUCUCGAUUACGUAACGGAUUUCGUCGUCCCUUCCACUGCUAUCCCAUCGCGCAAGCCACAGCAGACGGCCGUAUCAUGGAUAUGCUAAAAGACUACACGUGUAUGCACUGCGAGAUUGAAACCUCCGUGUUUCCCAUGCAUGUACAAGAAAUGUUACGGACGCAUCGUGGCGCUAGACGUCGUAUCCUUGACUAUGCAAAUGAUGAUGUUGCCAUUCUCAAAGCCAAGGCGCUGCUUAUGAUGAUGGAUUUUCAAGCCAUGAAAGGGAUACAACCGAAAGUGAAGUGCAUGAUUGUGGUGCGUAGUCGUCGGGACGUUGUGCGCUAUUACACGCUCAUCACCACAUUUGUCGCAAAGAAAAAGCUUGGCUGGAAUUGUUACGCUGCUUUCAGUGGCGUCGUGACUUUAGAAAGUGAAGAUGGAGUUUCAAACUCCGUCACAGAGCCGACUUUAAAUCAUCGGAGCGUCACACUAGCUAUCAGCGAUGUCAUUAUUGUCUGUGACAAGCUAGACACGGGCUUCAAUGAGCCCUUACUCGCGUGCAUGUACGUUGAUCGCUACUUGCGCUCCAGUGCACGCACUGUUCAGCUUCUAAGUCGUCUAAAUCGUCGUCACAAGGACAAGGUCAGCGUCCGCGUCCUGGACUUCGCAAACCAUGCAGCGCAGGUGCGACGGAGCUUCGCAGACUUCUGGCGAGAAGCUAAGGCUUCGAUAUCGGUUGACAUAGUUGACGAGACUGCUGAGCGACUAGAUCUAGUAACAUCCAUCGUUGUUCUGUGCGACCACUUCCCGGAGCUUCGCUCUGCACCGAUCAACAUCGAGGAUCCGAGCACUUUUGUAUCCGAACGUGUAGUGUCAAUGGAGCGCGACGCUUUUCAGCAAGUGAUUGAUGCGCUUCGCGGGGCUGUGUUAUCCUUCAAAAGGCUAGAGCAAGUAGGAUGCUCGGAUUUCUUUGGGUUGAUGUCCCCAUUCAGCUACUCUUUACUUUGCGAGCUCAAGAAAGAGACAGAAAGCCAUGUUGUCGCCGUAGAGGAAGACGUUGAGCCGCUUCUCGAGAAUAUCAAAACUAAGAUGUCGGCCCGGCUCCAGAAGUGCAGCAGGUCCUUCUCUGGUGCUCUUUACCCACAAUCGUUGUUGGACCGCGUGGAGUGUGGAAACAAUGUAUCAAAGCUGGCAUCAUGUCUGCUGCAAUUUGGAGAGCAGGAACGUUUUGAAGCUCUUCUUCUGAUGACCUCGGCUCGAAACAACCAGCAGUCUAUUGACCCCUCAGUUCUGACACAAGUAACCAAGGCAGCUAAUAAGUGCUCGGACCUGGCUGCAUCUAUGAAAGAUACUGCAGAAGCUCAACCGCGCAUGUCGGCGCAGAUCGAUGCAAUGCAAAAAGAGCUCGCUGCAUUUCUGCUGAGUAACUAA